This is a messenger RNA of Epithele typhae, 1425 nucleotides long. RefSeq lists its product as uncharacterized. The transcript is spliced from 4 exons. NCBI's taxonomy places the organism in Eukaryota, Fungi, Basidiomycota, Agaricomycetes, Polyporales, Epitheliaceae. The record is from RefSeq and is a predicted model, not a curated record. The coding region runs from base 1 to 1425 and encodes 474 amino acids.
AUGAUCGACCUAUACGCCGCAACAUGUCCAGUUAACCCAAUGCAACGGUGCUCCGAGAUUGGCUUUGCCAAGGUACACCAAAAGUCCACUAUCAUGGGCUCGUUGCCUCCAAGAACCAUACGUGAAACCCUCGCUGAGCGCAGCCGACCGAUUGCUGUCCACCUCAGCGAGCUCAUCAGCCGUGAAAACCAGGAUAUCAUUCUCGACUAUCGGACACUGAAUCCACCUCCAAUCUUCAUUUAUCACCCGAUCUAUGGGAAGCUGUUGGCUGGAAUCAGCGAUGAUCUUACGCACCCUCCGCUCGAGCCCCAAGAAUUCAAGAACGCGGCGGACUUCGUUGGUCGAGCGCGUAUGUAUGGCUCAAUCGAGUCACUUCAACUCCAAGAUAUUCUGUAUGAGGAACUCCUCUCGAACUGUACCACUUCGAUCGAAGAUUCAAGCGAAUUUCAGCCGUCACCCUUGCUUAUCAAAGUGAAAUCGGCGGAUGAAGAGACGGACCCUGCCACCUAUGUGGAGCGCAUGUAUGUCGAUGCGUACACCUCAAAAGAGGCGUCGGGGAUACGUCAAGCAUGUUGUUGUCCUACGCUGCUCGUCGCAUGCACCGGCACGUACAUCCAGGUGCUCGGCGCUGCCUUCGCGGAUCACAUCAUCAUCCAACCACUCACCGGCUACAUCUCGCUCCUUCCGCACCCCGGGAUCCGACGAGGGGAACCUAUGGGCCACGCAGUGUUGUCGCGUGUCGCUCUCCUCUUCCGCGCACUGCGCGCCGCUCGCGCGGAGCUCGACACCUACUACGCCGACAUCGUCUCGUCCCUCGCCACCACGCACCCGAACCCAAGCCUGAUCGCUCCCUUCUGGACCCAGUUCGUCCAUCCCGAGCACGGUCCGGUCUUCCUGGAGUAUACCGGCCGCAUCGACGCGGACGCGUACCCCAGCCGAGCCGUGUUCACCGCGCGCGUCGUGGCGAUCGACAUGGAGCCGACCGAGGUCGUGGUCAAGUUCGCGUUCCAGUACGGCGUCGAGGGUCACGCGCUCCUCGCGCCCGACUUUUCGCCGCGCUUGUGGCACUGCGCAUGGGAGGAGAGCGUCGGGAUGUGGGUCAUCGUCAUGGACCACGUGCGGGGCUCGCCGCUCGCAGAGCACGAGAUUCUCACUCCGACGCAGGGCGAGAAGCUGAGGGACGCGGUGGGGCGGCUGCAUGCUGCGGACCUGGUAUUUGGGGACUUGCGCAAUGUGAACGUGCUCACGGUCGGGGAUGACGACAUUCGGCUCAUCGACUUCGACUGGUGCGGCAAGGUCGGGGAGGCGCGGUACCCGCCAGAUCUAUACAUGGGCCACGACUGGCCCAGUGGAGUGCACUGCGGUGGUCUGAUCGAAAAGGCACACGACUUGCAGUGGGUGAAUGAGCUCACGGGAGUCGAAUGA